Messenger RNA from Mesorhabditis spiculigera, 678 nucleotides. The record is from the annotation of a GenBank genome assembly. Lineage: Eukaryota; Metazoa; Nematoda; Chromadorea; Rhabditida; Rhabditidae.
AUGCAUGGAAUAUCUGGGCCGCGCCAUGUUCUCGACCAGCUCUACGAUCACAUCAAGUGUGAAAUUGUGCCGCUCGAUCGGGAGUGCAGCGACUUCAAGAUGAUCGAGCGAUAUAUGGAUUCGGGAAUUCACUGUAAUUACAACCUGGUGCAUAACUACGAGAUUGCUGAGGUAUUCUCCCUACGCCGCCUCAGCGAGGAUAUCUCAUUCCGAAAAGAUCUCCCAAACCGUACGUUACUCUGGCAUGGCUCUCCGACUGGCCAAGCGUUCGGGCGCGGCAUCUACUUCUCGGACAACUUCAACGUGUCGUUACACUACUGCCGCGCGUUGUAUGAGCAAGAGGCGUUGAUGUUGCUGUGCGAGGUGGCGCUGGGAGAGUGUCGUGGAGGGUUCCGUUCGGCCAACCUCAGCAACGGCAAUGAGUGGAACUCAACGUGCGUGCGACGCAGCCCGACGAGCGGCGCCCUGGACAUUGGCACUGAUCCCGAGCAUAUACAGCAUCCGGACGGCUAUGUUGUGCCGCUGGGUCAGCCAUAUCCAGUGAAGCAGAUUCGCCAGAAUUACUUCAUCAUCCCAAAAACCGACCAGGCCCGACUGCGCUUCGUGGUGAAGGUGCGCGUGAAGCCCGUCGAGCCACCACCCGGAUUCCCGCCCCACCCAUCAUUACCCCCACGUCAU